AUGGAAGAUAACAGUGUUCCUCCUCUCCCCACAAGGUCAAGUGGAAGUUCUAGCUCCAGUUCCAGUCCUCCAAGUUCACCUAGUUCUUCAAGUAGCACAACCUCAGUUGAACCCUCUGUGUAUGAAGAAGUAGUGAAAGAACCUGUAUGGGUUAAUGCUAUGAAUGAUGAAAUGAAUUCCAUUCAUAAGAAUAAUACCUCAGAAUUAGUUCCACUUCCCAAAGGUAAGCAAGUGAUUGGUGUGAAAUGGGUUUACAAAGUCAAAUAUCAUGCAGAUGGUUCGGUAGAAUGCCAUAAGGUAAGACUAGUUGCCAAGGGGUUUGCACAAACUCCUGGAGUGGAUUAUGCAGAAACUUUUGCACUAGUGGAUCGACUUGAUACAUUCAAGAUUAUAUUGGCUAUUGCAACACAAUACAAGUGGCCAAUAUUUUAG
Messenger RNA from Cryptomeria japonica (Japanese cedar), 432 nucleotides. RefSeq lists its product as uncharacterized. The coding region runs from base 1 to 432 and encodes 143 amino acids. The record is from RefSeq and is a predicted model, not a curated record. The transcript has 2 exons. Lineage: Eukaryota; Viridiplantae; Streptophyta; Pinopsida; Cupressales; Cupressaceae.